Molecule: messenger RNA, 1249 nt
Organism: Exophiala xenobiotica
Lineage: Eukaryota; Fungi; Ascomycota; Eurotiomycetes; Chaetothyriales; Herpotrichiellaceae
Exons: 1
Coding region: 194-1168 (324 amino acids)
Source: RefSeq, a predicted model, not a curated record
CUGCCUUGCAUCUAGCAUUCCCCGUCAGUGUCUCCAAUCGUUGGGCUUGACUUUCGAGGCGCCUGGCUGUCCCCGCUGGCAGCUGCCCAACCGACCUGUCUUUUCUCCCUCACUGUGUGUGCUAUAUGAACAGGAUCAGCCUUCCCUCGCUUCCCAAUCCUCCAUCAUCCCUUCGCACCACAUUUACUCCUUCAUGAAUAAGACCAUGUCAAAGACUGAGACCAUGCCAAAGACUCAGAACAUGUCAAAGACUCAGAACUUGCCAAAGACUCAGAACACGCCAAACUCACCUGUUUCAGACUCGGAGGGCGAAGAAUACAUCAACCUCUGUCCUCAUGACGAAAAUCCUGCCGUUGGUGCUGGGAGCCUUGUCACUGAUGUCAUGUACCUCUCUGGGUGUACGGGCCAUGACAAGCCUACUGAUGGGACCGUCAUCGCCAGUUUGAUGGUCCCAGGCCCACUCGCCUCCGGCCCUCGCAAAUGCAAGCUGGGAGGAGACUACUUCGGAGUGGACUCGGAAUAUCUCUUCGUCUACUACAAUGAGACACCUCAUCUCUGCUUCGGCUCGGAGCGUGCCGAGACAGCUUUUCUGGCCAGUGCACAUGAACGCGGCGUGAUCCUCACGCCGGCCAGUGCGUACCCUUUGUCCAUGGCACUGUCCUUUUGUCCGGCGCCGACCUUCCGCUCAUCUCUUCCCGCCGGGGAUUUCAAGUGCCUGAUGGAGUAUGUCAAAAAGGCCCACUCGAAUGAAGUGUCCGGCCAACUGAACGUUCGAGGCGAUCCAUCAUCUGCAUGGGCUGAAAUUAUGGCGCUCCACCUCCACAAGCGUAUCAUGGACCCAGAACUAUCACAAGUCUCAGUCAUGAUCGAUGAAUUGGGGAAACCCUCAAAGGCCGGCAUCACCCAUGUUUCUGGGCAGAUCACUGAUGCUUUCGCGAAGAAAGGCACCACUUAUGUUACGGUUUCAUUCGGUGUUUGUGCGCGUUUGCACCAGGAGCGGUUUGCAGUUGAUUUUGAGAUUGCGGACCUCAAUCUUUGGGGUGUCUACUUCUACAAAGAUGAUGAUGUGAUGGAUGUUGGGAAGAUUCUCAAUGUCCCCGAGGCAAAGACAGCCAAAUUUGAGCUGCAGGAGUUCUUGCGAGCGCAGCCCUGGGGAUUGACUGACUAGGAAUACGUACAUCCAGCAUCAGACAGUAUUGCAGCUGACCAUGACUACAUGGUGUAGGAAAUGUCACUCAUUUGAUUUGGC